Molecule: messenger RNA, 2904 nt
Organism: Theileria equi strain WA
Lineage: Eukaryota; Apicomplexa; Aconoidasida; Piroplasmida; Theileriidae
Exons: 1
Coding region: 1-2904 (967 amino acids)
Biological process (GO): mitotic cell cycle; cytoplasmic microtubule organization; microtubule nucleation
Cellular component (GO): spindle pole; gamma-tubulin complex; centrosome
Molecular function (GO): gamma-tubulin binding; microtubule minus-end binding
Source: RefSeq, a predicted model, not a curated record
AUGCUACACGACAUACUUUUAGCUUUGUCUGGACACAGCGGCGAUAUAAUCGUAAAAUGUGUCGAGCCCUUUGUAGGUUUUGCUGUAAGUAGUGAAUUUUCACUCGCAUAUUCCGAAGUUGAUAUUAUCAAUUCUAUCGUAAAAACGGGAUGGCAAUACAAGUGCAUUAAGCGUUUUUGCAGAAGGGUUAAGCGUAGUGAAUAUUUUCUGCUAGUAAAGAAUCUGUUUGCAUCCGACAAUUCCGAAGAAUCUCUCGAUGCGAAUCCAUCUACACAUAUCGUACCGAGUAAAAAGAUAGGUUACUAUGGAUACUAUAUUAAUGCGAUGUGUACUGGUAUAGAAAAGUACCUGGAAGAGUAUUUGGAUCAUCUGAUAUCUAUUGAGAAUACACUAAUAUCCGAUCCCACAUUGCCUCUUUCCACAUUUUCCAUACUUAUGUGUAAUCAAAAAGAGAUAAUAAAUACAUUAACAAAAAUAAUAACGGAUUAUGAAGUUCUCAUGAAUGUUAGAAAUCCAAAUAUUUCUCCUGAGGAUUUGAUACAUUCCACAGAAAUUUGGGAUACUCUUGUAGAUAAAUCUACCAAUGAUAUUGCAGAAAACGUCUAUAGAAAUAUAACUUUGUGUUGUAUGGAAGCAUUUAAAAUGCAGUUGAAAGCAUGGAUAUGCUAUGGUCAGUUGUUGGAUCCUCAUGGAGAGUUUAUUAUUUCCAAAAGGAAGAUUAUGUAUGGCAAAGGUUUAGAUACAGAUAUAUCCAUGUAUGAGAGUUUUUACAAUGAUACUAGUUCGGAGGGUUGUGAAUUUGAAUGGGAUUUUAGAUUCUAUAUAAAAUUGCCAAAGGGAUGCAAUUGGGGUGUGUGCAGCUAUGAAAGUGCAAAAACCAUUCUUUUUAUAGGAAAGGCAGUUAGAAUGUUGAUUAGAAAGUAUCACAAUGAAAAUGAUUUAGAAAUGUCAGCUUCCAGUUUGCUUUUUGACGAUUGGAACGAGGCCUGCACUAAUAUAUACAGUUUUUCGUCUGCUAUAGAUAGAUAUCGAGAACAUGUUUCGAGCAUGUUUUGGACAUAUAUUAAUGAGAGUUACAACUUUGAGGAUAUGUUAAACCUUUUUAGAAAUGUAUACCUUAUGGGUCAUGAUGCCCUCUUUUCUGACUUUUUAAAGAGAGGAUGGAACUGCAUGUUAAAAGAGUAUACAUUUGAGAAUUUUAACAAGUUAAAGACUUUAGGUUGGAAAUAUGCCUCAUAUCUGAUAAACACUGAUUCAUUUUACAACUAUAACACAUUACAGAGGGAUAUUGGAACAAUGCUAUCUGAAGGUCUGUAUAGAGGAGAUACAAUGUAUUCGUCCGUAGCUAGUACUUUGUUGAAAGAUGAAUUAGAAUGCCAUGGACCUUCCAUUAAAAAUAUGAGUACGCUUAAAUUUCGAGCAGAAAGUGAUAUAUCACGUGAUAUAAUGCGUUUGGCUACUAGCAUAACAGCAUGUAGUGACAUGCAGGAAAUAGUUCCCGAAUCCCCUUGCAUUUAUUCACAGUUUGAUCUAUGUCAUUAUGUCAAUCAUUUUGACUUAAAGUCUUCACAAUUUAUUGAUUAUGGCUCCGUCAGAAGACGUGCAGAUGGAUGCUUUCUUAUCUGUUCAUACAGUACUCUCCCAGCUCCGAGUGGCAUUUGGCUCGAGGAAAUAAUAUAUAUUUCCAAUGGGUUUGAAACUAAUAUAACUGUAAAUGUCGAUGAUAUUCAUGAAGAAUUGACAUUUUCCAUAAUUUUGCAGUCAAAAGUCGAUCCAAAGGUGUUGAGAGAUUCUUUCUUGUAUUGCAAACAACAGCCUAAAAUCGAUGAUUGCCUUUCAAUAACCUUCACAGUAUCUCCUUUUGAAUUCUUAAAUGUUAAGAGAGCAAAGAUACAUGGAGAAAUAUCCCUUGGUUAUAGGGGAAUUGAAAAUACCUGGGGGAAGGAGAUCCUUACGAAUAUUUCAGACACGGUUCAAAUUAGUAGUGCUGACAUGACACUUCCCAUCCUUUUUGGUACACUUUGUCUUCCUAUUUCCAUAAAAUUUUUAAAACGCCGACUUUCAGUAAAGAUUUUGCAUGAAGAGAAUGAAAUGAACUUUUACGCAGGUGCAUUGGAUACUACCCAAAUGCUAACACUAGAUUCUGGAAAUGCAUUCAUAGGAUUAUUGAGUGAUCUGAAAGGGGCAUCUAUAAGAAUAGUAGAGUGGUAUUUUUACGGAGCACUGGCAAAGUAUGACAUGCUUCCAUAUUAUGAAACUACAUCCUUCAUAAACACCAGUGCAGAUCUAUCAAGAUUUCACGAUUUUUCAAGGGUUGGACUCAAUGAAUGGAUGUAUAUAGGGUUUUCUUACAAAUAUAAGUGGCCAUUUUCUGUGUUUAUUACCUUAAAUCGCUACAACAGUCUGUUCCAGUACCUUUUAUUAAUUAGACGUUGUGUUUAUGGACUUGAGGAUUUAUGCCUCAUAAACACUAGUAUGCGACUAUUAGCAUCGGAUAAAGAUCCAGAACGGAUGGAUUCUUUGAGGCUUUUGCGCAAGUUAUGCUUGAUGAGGGCAAGAUUUCAUAUCCAUAUAAAAAAAAUAAUGAUAAAUUUACACCAAGAUAUCAUAGAUGUUUCUCACAGGAAGCUUCAUUUCUAUAUUGAGAGUAACAGCGACUUUCAAAAAAUAAAGAAAGCUCAUGAGGAUCACCUGGAUCACAUUGCACGGUUCGUUUUGAAGCUUUUGAUAUUUUCCUGCAGCAACUGUUUUAUAAAAUCUGAACAAGCUGUGAAAUCCCUAUUACAGUGCAUAGAUAUUUGCUUCAAGUUCACAGCGUUAUACCAAGACAUCACUGCGGAUUUGGAAUCACUGAGUACCAAGCGCAUUGGAACAACUUCUCAACUACUGGACACAUGCGGGUAG